AUGGCUCAUGCGGUACGCCCCCAAGGCGACUACCUCGAGGAGUACCGAAUGUUGAGCCAGAGCGUCGCGAAAGUCUUCUACCCGCUGCUGAAAAGCCUUCAUGCCUGCCAUGUCCAGUACUGCAAGACAAUGGAGCAGCACCUCAGUGCCACCUGCAAGUGCAUCUGCAGAAUAAUCAAGCUUCUGCAUUGUUUGGACGAAGUGCUGGUUGAAGUGGAAACCUGUGAGCAACUAAGGCCACCCUCGAGCAGCAAGCCUAGCUACAGCUCGGGAGGCCGGUACGGCUUUUCAGAUCGGGUCGUCGAUGGCAUGAAAGUGGUCGUCAACUCAGUAGUGGUGAACUUCCAGUCUGCAUCAUUUGUUGCUUCAUUUCAGCUGUCUCGCGUGGUGCUGGACAGCCGGACACCUCGCUGGGACCCUGGGGACCUACGUCUCUGCCGCAUCAAGGGUCCCGACCAGCUGCUUCUUUUCCGACAACUCCAGUGGCAGAUGAUGCGACUGGAGGCUCACGCCCGGGGAGCCCAUGCGGGGGCACCGCUGCGCCUCAUCACCAACGGGGCACGCUGUCGCAUUGUGCUCAAGAAGCGCCUCGCUGACUGCAGCCUGGUUGCCAGCCGCCUGGUCCUAGUACUGGACGAGCUGCUCUGGGCCCUGACCGACGCCCAGCUAGUGGCAGCCUUGCAUCUGGGCCACUCUCUGGCUGCCCUGGUGCGAAAGGCAGCUGCCCAGGGGCGUCGUCACCGAGCCGCCAGCUCGACCCUGCCGACACCCGACCACUUCUCGACUUCCAGCGCACCCCCUCCUUCCUCUCAGAGGGGCGGCACUGGAGGAACCCCCAAGAGCCCCCUGGUGGAAUUCUUUCGGCAGCACGACGUGCUCGAGACGUCGUACCAUAUGUUCUGUACUCGCAUCGAUCUGCACCUCUGCGACGACAUGGACCCCAAGGAGACUCGAUCUAGUUGGCCUCCACUGCAAGGUGGUGCUGCCCUCCAGGUCCUGCUGGAGAAGCUCCUCAUCGACUACUACCCUUUCCACGGAGCAGCGAGCUCCCGCAACCAGUGGCUCAAGUACAGCGAGCCCACGUCGGGGCGGCAGACCUGGGUGCAACACAUGCUCUCCCAGUGGGCGGAGGGUGGCCCAUCGUCCUCCUCUACACCGGGCAGCAACACACCGUCGUCACGUGACUGGCGUACACUCAUGUCCAGCUGCCUGCUCGUGCGGCUCGAGGAGUUUUCCAUGCAACAGGUAUGCAUGGCAGGGCGUAGCCAGCGUCGGCCGUUCCUGGCAUCGGAAGGUGCCACCGUGCUACUUCCCGGGGAGGCCCUGCACCUUGAACUGACCCACUACUAUGCACGGCCUUCGCCAGCCACGACGCCCGUCACGGCCAAUGGCCACGUCAGGAGUCCGGGCUCCGGCAAAGGCAGCAUCGCAUCAUCGCUGGCCGGCAGCUCUGUGCCCGAGCCGCACCUGUUUGCCUACCUGGGGCCCACUGCAUUGCGACUGGACCUUCCCACCGUGCUCUGGGGGCACGCUUUUCUGCACAGCGUCCACAAGUGCACGGCGCACCUGUCCUGUGCCAAUGGAGCGUCACCUCUGGCGGUGCGGGUUGAAAUGAUCCUGCCGAAGGUUGCAGUGCCCCAGUUUGAGCGCGAGCGUCCUCUGUGGCCCGAAGAGCACUCUUCGGGUGGAGGGGAAAGCCGGGAGUUACAGCUGGGCUGUUCACGGGCAGUGGCCACCAACUGGCGUCCAGCCGACAGGGGUGCCUGCCUGGAGGCCCUGGGCAGGGGUCCUCUCUUCUUCGAAACCACCAGCUUUCCCUGGCGGCCCGAUGGAGGAGGAGCCAGCCCCGAUCCCCCGCCCGUACACCCGUGCUUCCUGCAGGGACAGCAGCAACGCUCCAGUGGUGGGUGGGCACUCUUUAUUCUCCGUCAGAACAACCACACAGAGGGUUGUAAAGCAGUGGUUGGCUGA
Rhipicephalus sanguineus (brown dog tick) is the source of this 1971-nucleotide messenger RNA. RefSeq names its product UHRF1-binding protein 1-like. The coding region runs from base 1 to 1971 and encodes 656 amino acids. Lineage: Eukaryota; Metazoa; Arthropoda; Arachnida; Ixodida; Ixodidae. The record is from RefSeq and is a predicted model, not a curated record. The transcript is spliced from 11 exons.